AUGUCAGAUAAAGACCCUAAAAGUCCUUUCGCUGACCAAUCAUACAAUCUGAUCCAUACAUUUGACGAAGGAAAUGUACAAACCCCCGAUAAUAGUUUUAGUGAUCGAAAUCAAAAAGCUUUAAAAUUGAAUAAUAGGGUUCUCAGUGAUGAGAGUUUCAAAACCACUAAACUGACUCCGGAAAAUAAUUCAUUUGACCAAAGUCAAUACAACGAUGAUGACAGUUUGAAUAGUGCUUUACCCACACCCAAUCUUUCAACCGAACAGAGAUUUCGUCCUCAAUCACCAUUAAGUCCUAACUAUUCAAGAAAACCUUCAUUAAGAUUCAAAUUACCUAAUUCAUCAAUUACUGAUAAUCAAGGUCAUCAAGGUCAUAAUCUUAAGAAUGCCAUCCUAGAAGAUGAGAUUUUCGAUUUCAAACAGCCCAAUUCUCCUUUUAAUGAUAAUUUGAAAUUUCAAACAGUAGAUUUUGAUGAAGAUGAUGAUACUUAUUAUAAUGAACAAGAAGGUAUGAAAAGACAUAGAUGGGGUACUACCAGAAAUAAACAGGGGAAACCUAAGAAAGAAAACCUCGGUCGAUCUAAAACCUUGAAAGGUAUACUAUCACCACAGGGAGUAAUGAGAUCAUUAUCGACCCGAACGAACUCCAAAUCAAAUUCAAAAGCUAAUUCUCGAACCAAUUCUCGAGCCAAUUCUCGAUCUAAUAGUAUUAGAGGUAACACUAACAGUGCUAUCAUUGCUUCUUAUGACACAAGCGAUGAAGAAGAUGAAGUUAUAGAGCCUGUGGAUCCUAAAGAUAGAAAACAUGAAACAAGAACCGUGGUGGUCAAUCGUCAAUUACCUUCAGAUUUACUUGAUCCUAUUACCGGGAAAGCACUGAUAAUAUAUCCAAGAAACAAAAUCAGAACUACCAAAUACACUCCUUUAAGUUUCAUACCUAAGAAUUUAUCAGGACAAUUUCUUAAUAAUGUGGCUAACAUUUAUUUCUUGGUUUUGAUUAUUUUGGGAUAUUUCCAAAUUUUUGGGGUUCCUAAUCCUGUAUUAUCUAUGGUCCCAUUAAUAGUUAUCUUGACAUUGACUGCAAUAAGAGAUGCUAUUGAAGAUUCAAGAAGAACAGUAACUGAUUUAGAAGUUAACAAUCAACCCACACAUAUUUUAGCCGAUUUGGGAACUAAUGAUAAUUUCCAUUAUGAAAACCUUAACAUAGCUGAUGAAAAGAUUUCUCUUUGGAGAAAGUUUAAGAAAUUAAAUUCAAGAUUAUUAUUCAGAAUCAUCGGUGCCAGUAAAAGAAAUUUAACCAAGAAAGGUAGACAAGAGAAACGUCAACCACAAGAUGAAACUAAAGCCCGUAAGAGUUUUGAAAGUGAUAUUUCACCUCGUCCAUCUAUGGGAGUCGAAACUACUUCCAAUAUCUUAGAAAACCCUUUCAGAAAAUCAGUUAAUCUUCAUCGUACGAGAAAUCUCAAAUUUGGAAGGAAUUUUUGGAAAAACGUGAAAGUUGGGGAUCUUGUUAGAAUUUAUAAUAACGAAGAAAUUCCUGCUGAUGUGAUAAUUCUUUCAACCAGUGAAGAAGAUAAUGGAUGUUAUGUUGAAACUAAAAAUUUGGAUGGUGAAACCAAUUUAAAGGUAAGACAAGCUUUAAAAUAUGGAUCCGAUCAUAAAAUUUCUAAAGCUGAUGAUGUGUUGAAACAAAGCUUUCAAAUUGAUAGUGAAGGACCUCAUCCUAAUUUAUAUUCUUACGAAGGUAACUUCAUCUAUGAUGAUAAUGAAGGUAAGAGAGUUGAAGAAUCUAUUAAUAUCAAUAAUUUAUUAUUAAGAGGAUGUAGUUUAAGGAAUACUAAAUGGGUAGUAGGAAUAGUUAUCUUCACAGGAGAAGAUUCUAAAAUCAUGAUAAAUGCCGGUAUAACACCAACUAAACAAUCAAGAUUAUCAAGAGAAUUGAAUUAUUAUGUGGUGAUAAAUUUCGUUUUAUUAUUCAUAAUUUGUCUUGUAUCGGGAAUCGUUAAUGGAUUUUAUUAUACGAAGACUGGAACUUCAAGAGAUUUCUUUGAAUUCGGGACUAUUGGGGGUACUCCAGCAGUUAAUGGGAUUAUCAGUUUCUUUGUUGCUGUGAUUAUUUAUCAAUCCAUUGUACCUAUUUCUUUAUAUAUUACCAUUGAACUUAUUAAAUCAGCCCAAGCUUUUUUCAUUUUUUCUGAUAUUGGUAUGUAUUAUGAAAGAUUGGAUUUCCCUUGUACACCUAAAUCAUGGAGUAUUUCUGAUGAUUUAGGUCAAAUUGAAUAUGUUUUCAGUGAUAAAACAGGAACUUUAACUCAAAAUCUUAUGGAAUUCAAGAAAUGUACUAUUAAUGGUGUUAGUUAUGGUAGAGCAUAUACUGAAGCUUUAGCAGGUUUAAGAAAACGUCAAGGAUUUGAUGUUGAAAGCGAGGCCAAUAUAGAGAAUGAGUUCAUCGCCAAAGAUAAAGUAGAGAUGUUCGAUAUGUUGAAAGAGAUUAAUCCUCAAAAUCAAUACAUUGAAGAAUCAAGUUUCGUUUCCAGUGAAUUCGUUAAGGACUUAAAUAGUGCUAAAGGUGAUUUACAAAAGAAAUCUAAUGAACAUUUCAUGUUAGCUUUAGCAUUAUGUCACUCAGUUUUAAUUGAAGACGAUGAAAAACAACCAGGAAAGAAGUUAUUAAAGGCCCAAAGUCCUGAUGAAGCAGCAUUAGUUGGAACUGCUCGUUCUUUAGGUUUUGAAUUCAUUGGUAGUACCAAGCAAGGGAUUUUAGUUAAUAUCCAAGGUGAAACUAAGGAAUAUCAAAUCUUGAAUGUAUUAGAAUUCAAUUCUACAAGAAAAAGAAUGAGUGCAUUAAUAAAAAUUCCAGGGAAAUCACCUAAUGACGAAGCCAAAGUAUUAUUAAUCUGUAAAGGGGCAGACUCCAUUAUUUAUAACAGAUUAAGUAAAACUGAUAAUGAUCAAAACUUGUUAACCACCACUUCAACACAUUUAGAACAAUUUGCUACUGAAGGUUUAAGAACCUUAUGUAUUGCUCAAAGAGAAAUAUCAUGGAAUCAAUAUUUAGAAUGGAAUAAAAGACAUAUGGAAGCUUCAUCAUCAUUAGAAAAUCGUGAAGAGAGAAUGGAACUGGUAGCUGAAUCAAUUGAAAGAGAAUUGAUUUUGUUAGGUGGUACAGCUAUUGAAGAUAGAUUACAAGAUGGUGUACCUGACUCUAUCUCGAUUUUAGCUCAAGCAGGUAUUAAAUUAUGGGUUUUAACUGGUGAUAAAGUGGAAACUGCUAUCAAUAUUGGUUUCUCAUGUAAUCUUUUGGGUAAUGAUAUGGAACUUUUGGUUCUCAAAACUGAUAUUUCUCAAGAAGAUAAAGCCAAAUAUGGUAUAAUGGAUAAUUCAACUGGAAUUAAAUUGAUGGACAGUUUAAUUUCUAAUUAUUUAAAAAUCUUCUUCAAUAUGGAAGGAUCUUUCGAAGAACUUGAAAAAGCAAAAGGUGAUCAUUCACCUCCAAACAGUAAAUUCGGGGUCAUCAUUGAUGGUGAUGCCUUGAAAUUGGUUUUGAAUGAUAAAGAUAUCAAACAAAAGUUUUUACUUUUAUGUAAAAAUUGUAAAGCUGUUUUGUGUUGUAGAGUUUCACCUAGUCAAAAAGCUGGUGUGGUUAAAUUAGUUAAAGAUACUUUGGAUGUUAUGACAUUGGCUAUUGGUGAUGGAUCCAAUGAUGUGGCUAUGAUUCAAGCCGCUGAUGUUGGGAUUGGUAUUGCUGGUGAAGAAGGUAGACAAGCUGUUAUGUCAUCAGAUUACGCCAUUGGUCAAUUCAGAUUCUUAACUAGAUUAUUAUUAACUCAUGGUAGAUGGUCAUAUAAAAGAUUUAGUGAAAUGAUACCUUCAUUCUUUUAUAAGAAUGUUAUUAAUUCCAUUGCAUUGUUUUGGUAUGGACUUUAUGAUGAUUUCGAUGGGGCUUAUUUGUUCGAAUAUACUUAUUUAAUGUUUUAUAAUUUAGCCUUUACUUCAUUACCAGUUAUAUUCUUGGGUAUUUUAGAUCAAGAUGUUUCACCUAAAGUUUCUUUAUUAGUACCGGAAUUAUAUCGUUCAGGUAUUUUAAGAUUAGAAUUCCCUGAACUGAAAUUCUGGCUUUAUAUGAUUGAUGGAAUUUACCAAUCAGUAAUUUCAUUUUUCUUCCCAUAUAUUAUUUACCGUACAGGUUUUAUAGAUAUGGGAGGUUUGGGUUUAGACCAUAGAUAUUUAUUGGGGGUCAUAGUUACUUGUAUUACAGUCAUUGCUUGCAACUUAUAUAUUUUGAUGCAUCAGUAUAGAUGGGAUUGGUGGUCUUCAUUAUUCAUAUUUUUAUCCAUUAUUAUAUUCUUUUUCUGGACAGGGGUUUGGACUUCAGCUACUUAUAGUGCAGAAUUUUAUAAAGCUGCUAGUAAAAUGUUUGGUAAUUUAAGUUUUUGGGCUUGUACUUUGAUUGGGGUCUUAGUUUGUUUGUUACCUAGAUUCUUUUAUGAUGUUUUACAAGCAAUUUAUUGGCCAAAAGAUAUUAAUAUCAUCAGAGAAUGUGUUCAAAAGGGAGAUUUCGAUAUAUAUCCUGAAGAUUAUGAUCCAACUGAUCCUAACAAAAUCAAAGUUAGUCAAUACAGUAGUGACAAGAUUAGAGACAUUAAUGAAAGUGGUACCCCAACACCACCUAAUGAUUUUGAAAAAUCAAAAUUAAGUGAGGAGAAUUUAACUCAAUUGAAUUAUAAUUCUUCAAGUACCAUUCAAAUACCUGAAAACGAAAUUGACUUCAACAUAAAACCAACCAAAGCUAAUCCUGAAAAUCAUUUAGUUAACAACAGGAAAUCCAUUAUAGAUAUAUUCAAAAGAAAAUCACAAGGAAAAUCAUAUUUUGAUAACAAUUCAUUCAUAGACAUUUAUAAUCAUCGUAAUGACACUAAUGAUAGUUUGGUUAAGACGGAAGAAUUAGAAUUACAAGAUUUUGAUAAUAAUCAUAAACGAGCAUCAAGAAUUUCAAAUGAGAACAGAAGAAUUUCAUCUGAAUAUCAUAGAUUUUCCAUGAAUAAAGUUAGAACUUCAUUAGAAUUACCGGAAUUGACCACGGUUGAAUCUUUGAAUAGACAAUUGUCCAAGGAAGGUUAA
Molecule: messenger RNA, 5121 nt
Organism: Yamadazyma jaroonii
Lineage: Eukaryota; Fungi; Ascomycota; Pichiomycetes; Serinales; Debaryomycetaceae
Source: the annotation of a GenBank genome assembly